This is a messenger RNA of Diabrotica virgifera virgifera (western corn rootworm), 3542 nucleotides long. RefSeq lists its product as uncharacterized. The coding region runs from base 79 to 603 and encodes 174 amino acids. The record is from RefSeq and is a predicted model, not a curated record. The transcript is spliced from 3 exons. NCBI's taxonomy places the organism in Eukaryota, Metazoa, Arthropoda, Insecta, Coleoptera, Chrysomelidae.
CCCAAGGAUUAUUUUGUUAGUCGUCAAAGUGAACUACAAUCAGUUGGAAAAUGUCUUAACUAUAUCAGUGAUCAAAACAUGGUGUUGGGGAAGAUUAUCAUUAGGGUAGUUUUCGCGAUAUGCUUGCUUUUGCUCAUAGUUACGGACUAUUCCGGGAUUUUGCACAAAUUGAUUGGUGGAAAUAGGUCCGAUGAUCACCAUGUGUCACCCCGACCGACCAAUCCAGGAUACGGGGAUUCCAAGACUGAUAUAGACAUAGACGCUGACAUCGAAGAAGAAUCUGUCAAACAUUUAGGAUCUCAAACAACAAAAUCAAAAAUAGUGAAGACAAUUAAAAAAGCCUGUCUGCCAAAACUGAUAUGUGAGUUAACUGCUUCGACACAGAGGGAUAAGUUAACGGAUUCAGAGAAGUCAUUAUUAAGUUUACUUAGAGAUACAACUAUCAGUACAACUGCCGAACUGACAUCAAAAUACCACUUUGCCGCCCAUAUGGGCCAGCUAAUAAACGGAGUCGACGGAAACGGUUGCCAUAACUUUUAUCCUACAUGCCCCUUCCCAGGAUUGCAGGUCCUUCAGAUGAUGAAAAAAGUCAGGAUGCGCUAGAAUCUUACGAGAAAAGGAAAUCGUUACAGAACAUCUGCAAUUUCGGAAAAGCGUUUUCUUUUAAUGAUUAAGUUUUUUUAGGAUCCGAUAGAGAAGUUUAUGAUAUAGAUAAAAUUAAUAGACUUUUCCGUUGAUUACGGGGUGUUCCGAUAGGCUCGUUCCAAGAAACCGUCCAUUCCACUUUUGUUGGAGUAACCUGUUCCUUGUUUAAUUAAACAUCAAGUGUUAUAUCAGAUAUAAUAUACUAGAAACAAAAUUCUAGUUUUAUAGGGAAUGUACAUUCAUUAUAAAACUAGAAUUUAACAUACUACCAAUAAGCGUACCAAUUUCUUCAAAUUAAAAAAAAAACUUACCAUUUACCAUUUUGACUGACAACAUUAUUCUUAUUGCUUAUUUUGUAUGGAGUCCGAUGUUUUUUGUUUAAUUUUAUUUUAGAUUAACUCUUUAAGCGUAAUUUCGUUCAGACAGAUGUCAAACUUCCUUGUUUUAUAUUUUUUUCGUCUCACUAAUUUUCAAACAGUUGUCUAGCAACUUCUUAUUUUUUGCGUUAAUACUUUCCUAAAAAGAAGUAUUUUCGUUUGUAAUAUGCAUUCUUAAGCUUCUUUUUUUCAGCCAGGUUAGUCUUCUUCUUCUUCUUCUUUUUUGUGUCUCCAGUAAGUUAUCGUUUUAUCGUUUUCGUGGUCUUUCCACUGAUCGUCAAAGGAACCAUCUCUUGCCAUCUUUACUACUCUAUAUCUUAUGCGGUUUAUAUGAUCGUUUCAUUGUACUCUUCUCGUUCUUACCCAGCCCUUGGUUUGCUCCACAUUGUAUCUCCGUCGUAUUGUGGCGUUGAGCUUCCACCGCUCUAGCCCAACUGGGGUUCAGAUCCGAACUUUCAGAAACUCCCAACGUGUUUAAAAUUGGGACAGACAGGUCGUGGCUUACGGCCUCACGUAACGGAAGGUCAGCAAUUCAUUUUGAAUUAGUUGUCGAUGGAAAUUAGAAUUCUUUAAAGUAGUCUUUCUCCAAAGUCUGUUUACAAUAACAAUAAAAUGAAAUUAAACAUGACAUGUUUAACGAUUAGUCUACUAAUAUUACGUUCUUGGUAUUUGACCUAAUGACCUAAUUUCAAUCCGAAACGCAAAUGAAUACUUAAAUUUAAGACUCUAUGACGAAUUAUUAAAUAAUAUAAGGGUUUGUUUCCCAUAUCUUACAGCUAUACUUCUAGUUCUGUCCCAUAGCGUCCUACUAUCCAGUUAUUAAGGGUUUUUAUCUCUCUAUGUCAGCUCAUACUGGUGCCGAUAUUCACCUGAUCUUCCACUUCUGUUUUGAGAUUUCCGCAGCUAGAUAGUGUAAUUCCUAGAUAUUUACUUCAUCACUUAUUCUAUUAUCUGACCCUCCAGCUCCAAUAAACCGCCAGCUACGACAAAGAUCAGGAGUGGCUGAUGCAGUAGAGGGAAUAGCAAAACUGAAAUGGAAACGGGCAGGUCACGUGGCUCGAAUGACAGAUAACAGAUGGACAAAGUGGAUACUGGAAGAGAGACGACCAAGAGAUGAUGCCUACCGAAGCAGAGGUCUUCCACCAAUACGUUGGACUGAUGAUCUAAAACGUUGUCAUAGGAAUUGGAUGCCAGAGGCAUGAGAUUGAAAUAGAUGGAAAAUUAUGAGGGAGGUCUGUGUCCAGCAGUGGACAAGCGAAGAUUGAAAAAUGACAAUGAAUGAAAAUGAGAUUUGCUUUUAUAUCCUACCUUAACUUAGUUAGUAGAUUAAAGAAAUCAAAGAGGUCGAUUGCCUCAGAAAUAUUUCCACAUUACUAUUUGAAAGAUGUUUUGUAUAUAUUAUGUUACAUCUAUGUUUUUGUCCAAAGAACUAAAAACGAUACCUAUUAUUCGUUUCGGAGCUAUGUUUGUUACCUCAUCAGGUUCUAUAAAGGUCUGCUUUAGGUAAUUUGGUCUACCGUCAAAAAAUUGACCGCCAACAUCGGCCAUUUCCUCUAUAUUUUUGCAGAAUCUUCAUGUUACUUUGUCCACUCUGAGCAUUUUAAAGAGUAGAUAUCAUUGUGCAGUGACGACACCUAUUAUUACUCUUGUUUUUUUUAGUAUUUUCACGUAAAUAUUGAACAGGCGAUUUUAAUAAUAUUUUGCUCCGUGUUUGCUUGGAAUAUUUUCCCAGUAAGCUGCAUUUUCCGAUUCUAAACAUUUUCUACGAUGCAACUUUGUAACAUGAGUGGCAGCUUCUUCUUUAGCAAAACUAUCAGUAACCUUGUUAUUCCUUUAUGUCCUGGCAACCAUAACCAAGUUAUUUUGAGAUAUUUACAAAGACAAUAAAUUGCAGUUAUAAUAACAGAAACACGUUGCAAUUUGCCUUUCGUCCAAGAUUUAUUCUUCAAUUAUCUUCAUAGAAAUCUAUAAUUAUUAUCUCUCAUUAUUUGCCGUCUAACAUCUGAUCCAGCACAAAUUGAUCUAAAUAUUCGCACUGAUGAUAUUGAUAUAAAUAUUGGAUCUUUGAUACUGUGGCACAAAAUAUCUUACACAAAUGUCUUCUAAUAGUGUACAAUACAACCCCCAUAAUACCACUUGAUAUACUACGACAUUUGUUGUCUUUAGUUUUCCUAUUCUUGUUUUUUUCGUCUAUCGCUUAAAUCGAAUAUUCCUCAAAUUAAAUCGUGCCAUUACCUUCAAGAAUCCUCAUUUCGUAGUAAUUUUUCUGAUCUUACACUAGGUUAUAGAACGUUUUUAUUUAAAGACUUAAAAUUUUAUAUUGGCCGCAGAUUGAUUGAAACAAAAUUGUUAAAAUAAUCCUAAUAUACUUUGAUAUUUCUCAAAUAUUGUUGAUAUAUUCGGCAAAAAUAUCUUAUUUGAAACAAAAUCAGAAUGUUGAACAAAGAAACGAGCAACCAUGAAUUUCAAAUGUGAUACAAAAUUGUUAUAUAGUUGUACAUAAUAAAAUAUAGAUAUGAA